Messenger RNA from Mycetomoellerius zeteki, 4310 nucleotides. RefSeq names its product Argonaute 2 (gene AGO2). The record is from RefSeq and is a predicted model, not a curated record. The transcript has 18 exons. Lineage: Eukaryota; Metazoa; Arthropoda; Insecta; Hymenoptera; Formicidae. The coding region runs from base 368 to 4012 and encodes 1214 amino acids. Gene Ontology annotation, molecular function: protein binding; RNA binding.
ACAUACUGGAGCUUGCGACGCGACAAACCUACCGUGACGAUGCAAGUGUGCAGGUGCCAUUAUACUUCAGUUAUCUCUUAUCUCCAACCGCUGGUUAGACAUUUUGCGCGUUUCUAAGAAAAUCCGAGGCAGCCGGAGUUCGGGGAAUUCCAUUAUCUACUUAUACAUACUUAUUAUAUGUGCUUUGAAAGCUUCGAGAACAUUCGAGGAUAAACUGUCGUUUGACGAAAUUGUAAUACGAGACGGUGAAACUUGGUAUCGACACAAUUGGAACAUCGUAGCUGUUACCCAGUGGGGCCAGCAAAUGAUUGUGAUUUUGCCACGCAACAUAUUUUAGGAGCUUCAUCCGAUAUUGAAUUAAGACAAAAUGACGAAGAAAGGAAAGAAGAAGAAGCAGGCAGCAGCUGCCUCAAAACAGACUUCUGAUAAGAAAUCACAAGAACAGUCGCAGCAACAACAAGAGGAACAGGAACAAACUUCGCCAGAAGCAUUACCUAGUUCAUCAACGCAACAAAAGGCAACCAAAGGAAAGAAGGAACAGGAAGCAGUUGCGUCAACCUCAAAACAGACUUCCGACAAGAAAUCACAAGAGUCCUUGCAGCAACAACAAGAGAAAUGGGAACAAACCUCACCAGAAGCAUUACCUGAUUCAUCAAAAAAACAAAAGACUUUCAAAGAUCCAAAAAAGCAGCAACAAGUAAUUCCAGACCAGCCACAACAACAACCACAAGGAGCAUGGAGCCACCCACAACAACAAAUACCACAAAGCCAACCACAACAACAAUUACUACAAAGCCAACCACAACAACAACCACAAGGAGUAUGGAGCCGCCCACGACAACAAAUACCACAAAGCCAGCCACAACAACAACCACAAGUAGCAUGGAGUCAGCCACAACAACAACCACAAGAAACAUGGGGUCAGCCACAACAACAAGUACCACAGGGCCAACCACAACAACAACAAUUACAAGGAGCAUGGGGCCGUUCACAACAAGUACCACAGGGCCAACCACAAGGAGCUUGGAGCCACUCACGACAACAAGUACCUCAGAGCCAACCACAACAACAACAAUUACAAGGAGCAUGGGGCCGCUCACAACAAGUACCACAGAGUCUGCCACAACAACAUCAAUUACAAGGAGCAAUAUCACGAGGUCAAUCGCUACCACAACAACAACAACAACAACCAGCAUGGGGUCCACAACGACAAACAGCUUGGGAACAACAGCAGCAAUACAGAGCACCAACUUUACCUCAACAGCAGCAAAAAGCUUUAAUUGAUACUGAUGCUGCUGGUGAUCAUCGACAAGUACAGGCAAUUGGUGGUGUGCACCGACAGCAGCCAUCAACAAGUACUACAUCUCUUGAUAUAUCUGAACUUGCUCUCACAGAUCCAUUCCACAAAGCAAAGACUGAAAAGAUAAAAAUGUCAUCUGAACAAUUGAAAUUAUAUCAUGACAUGAUACCAAAGAGAAAAGAUCCUCUAUGUGCUGGAAAAAUAGGGAAAAACAUUACUGUGUUUACGAAUAUGUAUCAAAUUUUAUUCAACGAUAAAUUCGUAACCAACGCAGUUCAUUAUGAUAUUGAUAUUCGUCCUUUCGAAGAAAAGCCCAGCAAAAAAACAGAAAUCAAGAGAGAAACCAGACUUCCUAAGAUUUUAUGUAGAGAUAUUUUUGAACAAUGUAGAAAUAAACAUUUUAACAAGAGAUUUCCAGCUUAUGAUGGGAACAAAAAUGCAUAUAGCGCAAAUGAUCUUCCUUUCCCUGAUUAUAUGCAGGAUGUUUUCUGGUUCUUAAAUGAGAUAGGACAAAGAAAACAAUAUAAAAUUACCUUAAAGAAAGUGGCUUAUAUUGAUCUUAGCUGGAUAAAAAAUUUGAAACCUGGUCUUGCAGGAAAUAAAGAUCAAACCGCUAUACAAGUCUUGGAUCUAAUCAUGCGUCAUGCACCGGAAUCGAGGUUUAUUAAUGUUGGAAGAUCACUUUACUGGAAUAUAGAUAAGAUCGAGCCACUAGGUGGUGGCUUAACUCUAGCACACGGUGGAUUUCUCUCUGGUGUACUUGGGUGGCAACCGUAUCUAAAUGUAGAUGUUGCUCAUAAAGGAUUUACCAUAAAUUUAAGAGUACUUGAAUACAUAGCUGAGGUUACAAAAGUCAGCGAAGAAAACCUUUCUUAUAACGAUGUAAUGAAGUAUAAAAACAAGAUACUAGGUUUUUUGAAGGGCUUAAAAGUGACUUACGCAAUACCUAACUCACCAAUUUCGAAACGUACAUACCGUGUACUCGAUUUGUGGUCCGAUAGUUGUGACUCACAUACAUUUACAUCAUCCGAUGUAACUUACACAAUAACAAGAUAUUUUCGGGAAAUGAAGAGAUAUAACAUAAAGAGGACUGAUUUGCCUACUCUUCAUGUGGGCAAGACUUCCAACGGAGGAAAAGUCUUGGUGCCUCUCGAAUUAUGCACCAUUGUGGGUGGCCAGGCCAUUAAUAAAAAGCUAGAUGAAAAUCAAACCACAAACAUGAUUAAAAAAGCAGCAAUGGCUGCUCCUCUCCGUAAACGGAAUAUAGAAGAAGCGUUCAGGAAACUGGAAAUAAACCGUAGUUCUGUCAUGGAAAAAGAAUUCCAUCUAUCUGUGAGUUCACAAAUGAAAACAGUUGAUGCCAGAGUUUUGCCUCCUCCAGGAUUGAAAUAUGCUAACUCAACGACGACAGUAGAAAAAGGAGUAUGGCGUUUGCAACAGUUUAAUCAAGCCAAAAGUUUGAACUCGUGGACUAUUCUUAUUUUAGCUAAUAGAGUACUUGAUGAUGACUUACAAAUGUUUAUGAAAGAUUUACAAAGCAACGAAAAAAGAAAAGAAAAAAUUGAUGAUAAUGACAUAAGAAACUUUGUAGACAAGUUACGAGCAAAUGCAAGAGCCGUUGGUAUGAACAUUGGUAUGCCUGAACGUCCAUUUAAAAGAUUGGAAACAAAUGAUUUAAGAGGUAUCACAAAUUACUUCAAUCAAUAUAAGAAAUUACAAUUGAUAAUAGUUGUCAUACCAGAUUAUACAGACGUAACAUAUGGAAACGUAAAAAAAAUUACCGAAAUGGACAUAGGUGUUUUGACACAGUGUAUAAAAUGUAAAACUCUGAGAUCAUGUAAUGCUGCUACAAUAAAAAACCUUCUACAAAAAAUAAACUCAAAACUAAAUGGCAUCAAUCAUAUAUUGGAUAAAAUGCCAUCAUGUUUAAGCAACUAUCCUUGUAUGCUUGUUGGUGCCGAUGUAACUCAUCCAGCCCCCGAUUCUAAAAGUAUACCAUCUAUAGCGGCGGUUGCUGCAAGUAGAAAUAAUUCAGCUUUCCAGUAUAAUGUUACACUCAGGCUUCAACCACCUAAAGAAGAAAUGAUUUUAGAUCUUGAAGCAAUAAUAUUAUCACAACUUAAUAUUUAUUAUCACGAAACAAAGUCUCCACCGCGGAGACUCGUCUAUUACCGAGACGGAGUUAGCGAGGGACAACUUCCGCAAGUUAUGUUUUAUGAAAUAACCGCCAUUAAAAAUGCAAUUAAGACAUUCAAUAAAGGUAAUAUUGAAGUUACCUGCAUGGUUGUUCAAAAGAGACAUCAUGUGCGUCUCUUUCCCACAAAUCCAUAUGAAACAGAUGACAAAAAAGGUAACGUGAGAGCGGGUACAAUUGUCGAUACAACUAUUACGCAUCCAGAUCAUAUCGAUUUUUAUCUCGUAUCACAUGCGAGUAUUCAGGGUACAGCGAGGCCUACAAAAUACAGAUGCAUAUGCAACGAUUCUAAAUUUAACGAAGAUCAGCUUGAGGAAAUGACUUAUUUUCUUUGUCAUAUGUAUGCCCGUUGUACAAGAUCAGUAAGCUAUCCGGCACCAACGUAUUAUGCUCAUUUAGCAGCUUUUCGCGGAAGAGCCUUGUUACAGGGAAACCCAAACUUUAAUUUGGCUGAUUUAGAAAGGGAACAGAGAAAUUUUACAAUGAAGAUGGGAGCAUCACCGAUGUAUUUCGUUUAAGGAUAGAUAUUUAUGAUUUUAAGGUUUUCUAGAAGACCCCUUUAUAGUUGAGAUAUGUCCACAGUUAAUUUUAUUUCUUUUGCGCAAUAAUUAUGAAUAGAUUCUCUUAUGCAGGGCUCGUCACGCGAUGCACUUUUCAGUUGAUUUUCAACUUGAUGCACGCGGGUUAAUGAAGUAAGGGACGAGAAACCAAGCUGAAAAUCGGCCGAAAAGUGCAUUGUAUGCCGAGCCCUGUCUUGAUAUAUAAAUUAACCCCUACAGCACAAAGUUGCACAAAAGUUGCAGCAAUAUUGCAGCG